This is a messenger RNA of Sinocyclocheilus rhinocerous, 977 nucleotides long. RefSeq names its product gastrula zinc finger protein XlCGF49.1-like. Lineage: Eukaryota; Metazoa; Chordata; Actinopteri; Cypriniformes; Cyprinidae. The record is from RefSeq and is a predicted model, not a curated record. Gene Ontology annotation, biological process: regulation of transcription by RNA polymerase II. Bases 247 to 915 code for a protein of 222 amino acids. The transcript is spliced from 2 exons. Gene Ontology annotation, molecular function: DNA-binding transcription factor activity, RNA polymerase II-specific; RNA polymerase II cis-regulatory region sequence-specific DNA binding.
ACGUCAUAAGCACUGCGCCCGCGCUCUUUUCUAUGUCAGCUAGAUAAAGGUCUGCGCUUUUCAGCAUUGUAGGUGUAUAAAACGAGACAAAACCUUGACGUUUCUUUACGGAUUGUGCUCCAAAAACAUAAUAACACUACUAAGUUACACUGACUGUGUUCUUUGGGCUUGAUCUUCCCUCUCAUCUCGAUCGUAAUCGAUGACUCGUUUCCAAACAAACAGCAGAAUCAGCCGGACUCUGUGAGGAUGGAGCUCAUUAAAGCGGAGAGCGUGGAUCUGACUGAUCUGCAGCCGGUCAGAGUCAAAGAAGAAACCCAGGAACACACAGAGCUAACAGAAGAGAAAAGUCACGGUCAGAAGGACGAGGAGGAGGAUCCUCACAGUUUGGCAGUUCCACAGACGGAGAAGAGAGCCAAGAAGUCCUUCUCCUGCCCGCUCUGUGGAGAGAGCUACAAGCGUGCAGCAGACCUGAAGGAUCACAUGGGGAUUCACAGCGAGCGGCCGUACUCGUGUCUGCAGUGCGGCAAGAGCUACACGCAGAAGAUCAACCUCCAGAAUCACCUGCUGAUUCACAACGGAGAGAAGCCCUUCACCUGCUCGCAGUGCGACCGGAGCUUCACGCGCAAGGGAGACCUGGAGAAGCACAUCAGCGUUCACUUCGGAGAGCGGCCCUUCACCUGCCAGCAGUGCGGGAACAACUUCAGGCACCAGGGGAACCUCACCAGUCACAUGAAGAUUCACACCGGAGAGAAAUCCCAGCGCAAUUACAGCGACAAGAAACUCACGCAGGUGUGCAACUACAGAAAGCCGGUGCUGUAUCACGCCGGAGACAUGCCCUUCAGAUGUGAGCCGUGCGGCCAGAGAUUCAUUCUGUCCUCGCACCUGAAGAGACACCAGAAGUGGCACUCGCAUUAGAGAGCACAGAGCUUUGUAUGCCUCCGCGAAAGAAAUAUAGGCCCGGUUUCACAGACGGGGUU